AUGAGCUUCCUUCCUACCUUGGCCUUCGCCAUCGUGGCAACCGCUGGCGCCGCUCACGCUUUGGGCGCCGGCACGUCCUUGGACCCCAUCCAACCGGUUUUGCUUCCGGAUGGUGCUCUUGCGAAAAAUCCCCUUGCCCAUCUCGGAGCCAACGGUCCUUGGGUGGCCGCCCCUCCCGUCACCGGCAUCUCGACUGAGAUCCCCGAAAACUGCCACGUCGAUCAGGCUGCCUAUGUCCUCCGCCACGGGUCUCGGUAUCCCGACACCGGUGCUCAUAAUGGUUGGGUUGAGAUGGCACGCCGUUUCAAGGAGAGCAACUACACAGCUACCGGCCCUCUCUCCUUCUUCCACACCUGGGACACUCCUCUCACGGACCCCGCCAUGCAGAUCGCCCAGCUCAGCAAGACAGGCUACAAGGAGCUUUUCGACCUCGGAUACACCCUAAGGACACGGUAUCCCGACCUAUAUAACGAGGGAGAAGAGUUCUUUGUCUGGGCCAACAACUACACCCGCGUGAUCCAGACUGCCCAACUCUUCGUCCACGGCUACCUCGGCACCAACUCCUCCCUGGGCACCGUCAUCUCCGUCACCGGCCGCGGCAUGCCCGCCCACCUAGGCGACACCCUGGCCCCGUCCGACAUGUGCCCGACCUUCCGGGACGACAGCAGCCGGCAGACGGCCGCAUGGCGCUCCGUCUGGCUCCCUUCGUUCAUCGGCCGUCUCUCGCAGUACGCCGAGGGCGACCUGCACCUGGACGACGGCCACUGGAACGACUUCCCUUAUAUUUGUGGGUUUGAGUCCCAGAUCACUGGCCGCCUGUCGCCCUUCUGCGACACGUUUACCCAGGAGGAGCUCGCGCAGUACGAGUACCAGCAGGACCUCCGCUACUACUACGGCGUCGGGCCGGGAGCGGACGUCGCGUCCAAGAUGAUGGUUCCGUUCCUUCAUGCCCUGAUGGGGCGGUUCGUGGAAGGUCCUGAGAGUGAGGGCGUCCGGGCCGACGGUACCCCGUUUACGCUGCCCAAGCUGCUCAUGAGCUUUCUCAAUGACGGACAGCUUAACCAGCUCGCCGUGGCUACCGGGGUGUUUGACGAGCAGAAACCGCUCCCCCUCGACCAUAUCCCCGAGGACGGCGACAGGUUGUGGAGGAGUUCGCGGAUCUCGCCCAUGCGCGGCACCAUUGCCUUCGAGCGCUUGAACUGCAGGCGUGCGGAGGGCGGUCGUAAUGAGACGUUCGUUCGCAUUCGCAUCAACGAGGUGCCGCAUGCUCUGCCCUCGUGUCAUGACGGCCCCGGCAAGUCGUGCCGUCUGGACAACUAUGCCGCUUACAUCGCGGAUAGGCUGGAGGCCCAUGGGGAUUUUAGGGAGAUUUGCAAUGCGACGGAUCCGGCUACCCCUAGUGAGGUUCUCGGCGCGAGCUUUUUCACCAACUUGGCGCAACCGCAUCUACAGUAUGUCCGGCCUUAG
Molecule: messenger RNA, 1467 nt
Organism: Sodiomyces alkalinus F11
Lineage: Eukaryota; Fungi; Ascomycota; Sordariomycetes; Glomerellales; Plectosphaerellaceae
Product: phosphoglycerate mutase-like protein
Exons: 4
Coding region: 1-1467 (488 amino acids)
Cellular component (GO): fungal-type cell wall
Molecular function (GO): acid phosphatase activity
Source: RefSeq, a predicted model, not a curated record